AUGGCGAGGCGAAAUUCCUUUGGUGGCUAUGAAGAGGAGAGAUUCAAAGACAAAGUAGACAUUAAACUACAGUGCUCGAUUUGUCUCAAGGUCUUAAAAGAUCCAGUACAAUGCCCGAAUGAGCAUUACUUCUGCCGCUCGUGUAUUCGAAAGUGUUUGCACGAAAACGCCGAAACUUGCCCGAUGUGUCAACACCAUCUGACGGAAGAAUCUUUGACCAAACCACCGAGAAUUUUGACGGAAUUGUUGGAUAGUCUCAUGAUUCGUUGUGAUCAUGAAAACCGUGGCUGCCCAGAGUUCGUCAAGCUUGAAUUUCUUGAUCGGCAUGUCAACAGCUGUGGUUAUUCACCAACGCGUUGUACAAACGCUGGUUGUGAAGUAGUUAUGAACCGACACGAGAAAGAACGACACGAACGUGAACAGUGUCAGUUUCGUAAGAUCGUUUGCGACGAGUGUGGAGAACAAGUAAUAUGGAAGUCAAGUCGUGUACACCCGUGCUUCAUACGAAAAGAAAUGGACGAUCUAGCGAGAAGAUUGAACGUCGUUCAGAAUGAUGUGAAGGACGUCAAGAGUGAUAUGACGGUAGUCAAGGAUGAUGUGAUGGAAGUCAAGGAUGAAGUAAAGCAAGUGAAGCUCACUCAAGAGGAAAUGGAAUAUAUUACAAACGAAGCAACUGAGAGAAGUGACUGGUACACUGGUAAACAAAAGAUUUUCGUUUGUGGAGGGAAUGAUGGUAAGACUCGUCUUAAUUCCGUAGAGUCAUACAGCUGGCCAGAGAAUUCCUGGACAUUGGAACCAGCAAUGAAACAGGUACGAUCAAGUCAUUCAUCAUUUAUUCAUGGUCGUGAAAUAUAUGUCAGUGGCGGAUGGAAUGGGACCAAGGCCAAUGACAGCAUCGAAACUUUGAAUGUUGGCGAGGAAAAGUUAGAAUGGGUAGAGUCUCCUGUCACGAUGCCAUUGAAGUGUCGUGGACACAAAAUGGUUUGUCACGAGAACAGUGCCAUUCUAACUGGUGGACUUAGUGACGAUGGCAAUGUUUCAGAUGGGAUUUACGAAAUCAGUCUAGAUCCUCCACAUAACUCAAAAGUAUUGACCCGGAUGCCAGAGCCAAGGUGUGACCAUGGUUGUGAGAUCGUGAACAACCAGGUGAUGGUGGCUGGAGGAAUGACAUCAAAAUACCUCAAGGACGCUAAAAACACUGUGUACGUAUAUGACCUGAACAAUAAUGAAUGCAAAACCUUACCACCACUGCCAUUUGCUAUUUCUGGUGUAGCUACUGUUAGUUAUAAAGGUAAUAUAAUUUUGAUCGGAGGUGUUAAUGAGAAAGCUGAAACAUUAAACAGUGUAGUAAUGUAUGAUGUGAAAACUGGAAAAAUUAAAAUGUUACCUUGCCUUAAUCAUAAAAGAACAGCAAGUGCAGCAGUUAUCACUGGCAAUGUUAUCAUUGCUAUCGGCGGUUUUGAUUUUGAAACUAAAACAUAUCUUAAUUCAGUAGAGUAUUUAGAUUUAAAUACCAAUGUAUGGAGAGAACUGUCGCCAAUGACAACUAAACGAACUGCUGCAACUGCAGCCAUGUUAAAACCAAUCAGUUAG
Messenger RNA from Paramuricea clavata, 1593 nucleotides. The record is from the annotation of a GenBank genome assembly. Lineage: Eukaryota; Metazoa; Cnidaria; Anthozoa; Malacalcyonacea; Plexauridae.